GCUCAUCCCAGCAGCAUCGGGCUUCCUCUGCCCCGCCCCACCCCAUGUUCCGAGGACCCUGGACUGGCUCCCUUCCUGGCACAUGCAGGAUGCUGCCCCUGCUGCUGCUGCCCCUGCUCUGGGCAGGGUCCCUGCAGAGAGAUCCAGGGUUCAAGCUCCAGCUGCAGGAGUCGGUGACAGUGCAGGCGGGCCUGUGUGUCCUGGUGUCCUGCUCCUUCUCCUACCCCUGGACUGGGUGGAGUCCCCCCAGCCAGCUCUACAUCUCCUGGUUCCGGGACGGAGAGGACGGAUACUAUUAUGAUCCUGUGGCCACAAACCACCCAUCCAAAGGUGUCAAAACAGAAACCAGGGGCCGAUUCUACAUCCUCGGGGACGUCAGGGCCAACAACUGCUCUCUGAGCAUCAGGGACGCCAGGUUGGAGGACACAGGACGCUACAUCCUGAGAGCAGAUAUAGGACCAAACACAAGACAUUUUUACAGAGAUAAGAAGCUGGCUCUGCAGGUGACAGUCCUGACAGAGAAGCCCGUCAUCCACUUCUUGGAGCCUCUGGUGUCCGGUCACCCAACCAGCCUGAGAUGCCACCUGCCAGGGUCCUGUGGAGGGGAGACUCUCCUGUUCUCCUGGAUGGGGGCCGUCACUAACCCCAUGGACCCCGGGGCCCUCCAGUCCUCAGUGCUCAGCCUCACCCCUCGGCCCCAGGACCACAGCACCAGCCUCACCUGUCAGGUGGAACUCCAAGGAGCCCAGGUGACCACGGAGAGAACUGUCCAGCUCAAUGUGUCCUACGCCCCUCAGAACCUCAGCAUCCGAGCCCUCUUCAGAAACGGCACAGCCCUGAAGGUCCCAAGCAGUGCCACAUGGCUGACUGUCCUGGAGGGCGAGUCCUUACAGCUGGUCUGCAUGGCUGACGGCAACCCACCUGCCUCACUGAGCUGGUCCCGGAGGACCCGAGCCCUGAGUCCCUCCCAGGUCUCGGGGUCUGGGGUCCUGGAGCUGCCCCACAUGCAGGCUGAGGACGGAGGGGAGUUUAUCUGCCAGGUUCAACACCCGCUGGGCUCACAGUUUCUUUCCUUGAGCCUCUCUGUGCAGAGAAACUCCUCCUCCUGCCUGUGUGUCCCUGAGAAGCAGGAGGGCUCCUGGCCCCUGGUCCUCACCCUGGUCAGGGGUGCCCUCAUGGGGGCUGGCUUCCUCCUCACCUACUGCCUCACCUGGAUCUACUACACCAGGUGUGCAGGAGCCCAGGGCAGCAGGGCCAAGAGGCCUGGCUGAGCCCCUGCCCAAGACAGAAGUGAGCCCUUCAGAGGGAAUGAGCUUGGCUUCCUGCCCCCAUUACCAUGAAGUUGCUGUCUCAACACUUGAGACAACUUCCCUGUCGGCACAGAUGCAGGUGCGCAUGGAGUCGUGAACACUGCAUUUCUUUUCCAGUCGAGGAUCCUACCUUGUUAUAAUUAUUAUACAAUAGUGUAGCAUUUAAUUGUGAGUAAACAUUUUUAUUAAACAAUACAACAUAAAAGUUGAUUUCA
Molecule: messenger RNA, 1525 nt
Organism: Sciurus carolinensis (gray squirrel)
Lineage: Eukaryota; Metazoa; Chordata; Mammalia; Rodentia; Sciuridae
Product: sialic acid-binding Ig-like lectin 14
Biological process (GO): cell adhesion
Cellular component (GO): plasma membrane
Molecular function (GO): sialic acid binding
Source: RefSeq, a predicted model, not a curated record